AUGGCCAAGAGUGUGCGCGCCAGCGUCUCCAAGCGCAACCGCGCCAACCUUCGCAAGUCCUUCUUUGGCCCUGUCGUCGAUGCCCGAACUGAACGACUCGCCACCAAACUACAAGAACUCGCCGACCAACCUCGCCCGGAGAAGAAGGCAAUGGAAGUGGAAUCUUCUGCGGCCGAACAAGAUGGCAAGACAGCUGCGACUAGCGAAGAUAUGGACGUCGAUACUAAGCCCUCCUCCUCAACUCGAUCUCACAAGUCCGGCCGCGUGCAAAAGCAGCGCAAUCGCAAACCCCGCAACUCCAUGGUGUUUAAGCCCAAGACCUCUGGCAAGGACAAGAAGGGCUCGAAGAGAAAGUGA
Molecule: messenger RNA, 357 nt
Organism: Penicillium waksmanii
Lineage: Eukaryota; Fungi; Ascomycota; Eurotiomycetes; Eurotiales; Aspergillaceae
Product: DUF2423 domain-containing protein
Exons: 3
Coding region: 1-357 (118 amino acids)
Cellular component (GO): preribosome, large subunit precursor
Source: RefSeq, a predicted model, not a curated record